Plasmodium knowlesi strain H is the source of this 3024-nucleotide messenger RNA. RefSeq names its product conserved Plasmodium protein, unknown function. The record is from RefSeq and is a predicted model, not a curated record. Lineage: Eukaryota; Apicomplexa; Aconoidasida; Haemosporida; Plasmodiidae. The transcript has a single exon. Bases 1 to 3024 code for a protein of 1007 amino acids.
AUGCCGCCUAAUGAGGCGAUGAACGCGCCGUUGGUCGAACUGCUGCAAAAGUGGGAGGCCAAAAGGAUAAACUUAAGUAAUGUAUGUCUCUGCCUUCAUCAUCUGAAAAAAAAUAUACUCCUAAAAUGGGGUGAACGAAGGGAUUUUCUAUUAAGGAGCAUCAAUGAGGAAAUCAUUACCAAAAUUGUGGAUUUACUGGACGUGAACCAAAACGGAAGCGUUGCAGACAACACAAAGGAUAAGUACUUCUUCCUAUCAUUCGUAACGUUCGUCUUUAACACAGAAAAUGAACUCUUAAGGAAGAACUGCCAUAUGGCCAAGGAGGUAGAGGAAAACUACUGCAGGGUCUACAAUCAAGAUUCCGGAGGUGGAAAAAAAAACAAAGGCAAAAAAAAUGAUGAGGAAUCACAAAAGGGGACACAACACAAAUCUAUAGAGGAUGAUAAGAAGCACUUGUUAAACAAACAGUUAGGUAAUGAUCAAGUGGAAAAAGCAAAGAACCAAUUACAUCAUCCCAAUAAUGUGUUCGAACAGUUUGACAUACUUAUAAAAAAGGCAAUCGAUCUGGAGGUAACCUCCACACAAGGCAAGAUGAAUAAAUUACUAAGUUGCAAAAUUUACGUAUUUUACGUUUUCUUAAAAUUUAUAUUUUCCCUUACAAAGGAGUGCCCACAAAUGAGCAAGCACUAUUUGAAGCGUGUGAAAAAUAUCCUACAUGUCCUGAUGAGCAUACAAUUGGGAUCCUUGCAGGAGAGUGAAUAUCUUGUCCACCUUGCAAACGUCACGCUGCUGAUGAUUGUACAUACAAAUUUUCCCGCCGUUAAAGAUUGCGAAAAGGAAUUCUUAAACUUUUUAAUUAUGCAGCUAAACAGGAAGAAGUACUCCCUGCAAACCAUUGAACAAAUCUUAGUUACCUAUUUGAACAAAAAAAAAAACAUCGUGUUAAAUGAUCAAAUUUAUCAACAGUUACAAAGUCAUUCCAAUGAUAAUAUGAAUUUAUUUUUAAAAUAUGGGAAAAAAGAAAACCUCUUCUUUUUUUUCAACCUUUUGUACCUUUUUAAUAGUUUACUCCAUGCCCAAGUUAGCAACUCAAAUCAGAAUAUCUAUUUUGUGAAGCCUGUAGAAUGCGUCAAUAUAAACGUAAGCAUUAAGGAGAUGCUGGAGAAUGUGCAGAAAGUGCUUAACUACUUGGGAACUGUGUCAAGGGAUUAUUUGGCCAACAAAAAAGUGGAUGUAUUUCUCAACCAGGGGGGGGCAUACGUCUAUUGUAAAGAUGAACCAUCAUACGAGGAAUUCACCAUUGAAGAAAUCUUAAAGGGGAAGAAUCCACAAGAAAUAUUCCAGGGGGAAUUUCGCAACGGAGAGAAUAAUAAACAGUUACCUAACAUCUUUACCUACAUAAUUGACAACGUGUUUUCUUUUUUUCGAGGCCUCAUAAAAGAGCAAGACGCAGAAUCAAUAACGAUGAACCUAAACCACAUGGUGGAUUUCUUAAGACUAUUUUUCAUUCACAAUAACGAAUCCGAUUUAUUUUUAAUAAAUUUCGUUGGAACAAAUUUUAGUACUUAUUGUAAAGAACUGUUGGAGAAGUGCCCUUCCGCUUUGGACGAAUUGGUCAGCCUUAUUAUGUGCCUCUUCCGGGUUGUAAAGAUUUUGACUCAAAGUACGGUUCAGAGAGGGGGAGAGGGAAAAUUAAUGAACAUUCUCAGCAGAAUAGGGGAUGUUGAAAGAGGAGGAAGUUAUCCAAAUAGAGAAAGUGACCAGAGCGGGAAGAGAGUUUUUUUUCCCGAGGAAGACAUCAUCCAUAGACUGUAUAACAACGCUGUUUACACGUUAUACGUUUUCCUCAAAAAUGUUGAGAUGUACUCAAAUGAACAGAUUAAAGAAAAAAUCUUUAUCCAAUAUGAACACUUCCUACUUUGCACCCUUGAUAACGAAACGAAUGACAACUUUGAUGUAAUUUUUAGAAACAGCACUUCCCUCUACGUAACUUUAAAGGUUUUUUACAUUCUGGUGAAGCUACACAAAUUUGACUUUGAAAAUGUACAUAACUUUUUUUUUAAGUUAAUCAAAUUGGAAGCGGAACUCCCCACGGCCAAUCAACAAGGGGCCUCCCUUUUUUAUAAAAAUGGCCUACACAGUAAUGCAGCCUUAAUGCAGAAAAUCAAGACAUUCAUUUUAGCCAAUUUGGAUUUAAUUACGCGUGCCACGGGGGAGACCAAAGUGGAAAAGGUGAAGCGUCUGGAGAGUUUGGCAAAAUCGAACGUGUUGGGACGGGCUGAUAUUUUGUCCCUCUUUGAGCGCCCCAUCAAGGGGAGUAGUCCUAGGGAGGAGCUCCAAACAGAUCUCAAAGAAAAUCACCGCGCUUCGCAGAUGAAUGAAGAAGUGAGUACCACCAAGAACGGAGCGAAAAAAAACAAGAGAGCGCUCGAAAAGACGAAAAUGAAGGGGGAAACGAACGAAACAUGGGAAGAUGAACACGACGAAGAUACCUCGUCCAGCUCCAUCAGCAGGGAUGAGCAUUUUGAAGGGCAAAAGAUACAGCGUCCAAAAAAAGACAACGCCUUCUUCAGUCAAACAGGACAAUAUAAUAUUAAAAAAAAAAAAAAAAAAAAAAUUAAGCGUGAAGAAGGGGAGGGCGCCGCUUCCAGUGUGCAGCCUGAGAAGGCGAAGUCGAGUUUGAAAAAGGCGGGGCAUUCGGAAUGGGUCGACGUAGAUGAAGGGGACGACGACACGGUAAACAUCGCCGGCAAUGGUGACAAUGAGGACUCCGUCCAGGAUCCCGCUGCUCAGGGGGAAAGCAAAAAAAACAAAAAAACGCCACAAAAAAGGCUGCAAAGCGGACAGCAGGAUGGGCAGGACGUUGAGCAACAGGAGGAGCCGCUCAAAACGAAUCGCAGCAGCCACGCGGAAGACGGAGCCGCAAAUUUAAAAGAGCUAGCAGAUAACGUAAAAAUGGUGUCGUCAUCCGAUGCCAUGAAUUCCCUGCAGUACAUGAAGCAGUCCAUCCUAAAUGACUUAUAA